AAAUGUAGUGCAGUUGCUUCCAAUAUGGCCGCGCCCAGUGUUGCUAUGGACAGCAGGCAUCAAAGUAGUCACAAACUCAACAAGGCUGAGAAGAAGUUCUUAAGGAAACAGAUUAAAGCCAGGCAUACUUUGCUGAGACAUGAAGGCAUCGAGACAGUAUCUUAUGCCACUCAGAACCUGGUUGUUGCCAAUGGUGGUUUGGGUAAUGGUGUGAGUAGGAACCAACUGCUCCCAGUUUUGGAAGACUGUGGGCUGGUGGAUGCUCUCUUAAUGCCACCUAACAAGCCCUACUCAUUCGUGAGAUACAAAACCACAGAAGAAUCCAGGAAAGCCCAUGCUACUCUUAAUGGAAAAGAGAUAGUGGAUGAUUUAGGACAAAAGAUCAUUCUGUACUUGAAUUUUGUGGAAAAAGCACAGUGGAAGGAGUUGGGGCCUCAGGCCUUACCCCCGGGCCUCGUGGUAAUAGAAGAAAUCAUUUCUUCCGAAGAUGAGAAAAUGCUUUUGGAAAGUAUUAAUUGGACAGAAGAUACAGAUAAUGAAAAUUUUCAAAAAUGCUUGAAACACAGAAGAGUAAAGCAUUUUGGUUAUGAAUUCCGCUAUGACAACAACAACGUAGAUAAAGAUAGGCCACUACCCGGGGGUCUUCCUGAUAUUUGUGAUAGCAUUUUGGAGAAGUGGUUGAAGGAAGGUUACAUUAAGCAUAAACCUGAUCAACUGACCAUAAAUCAGUAUCAACCUGGGCAUGGAAUUCCUGCUCAUAUUGACACGCAUUCUGCUUUUGAGGAUGAGAUCAUUUCUCUCAGUUUGGGGUCAGAGAUUGUCAUGGAUUUUAAGCAUCCAGAUGGUAUCACAGUCCCAGUUAUGUUGCCUCGUCGGAGUUUGCUGGUGAUGACAGGAGAAUCUAGAUAUCUUUGGACCCAUGGAAUCACACCCAGGAAAUUUGAUACUAUUCAAGCAUCUGAGCAUCACAAAAGUGGAAUUAUCACCAGUGAUGUUGGAGACUUAACUUUAAGCAAGAGGGGGAUCCGAACAUCAUUUACAUUUAGGAAAGUGAGGCGAACACCUUGUAACUGUAGUUACUAUUUGGCCUGUGACAGCCAGAGGAAAGAGAGUCCUCCUUCAUUUCCAGAGAGUGAUCAAGAAGCCUCACAGCUGGAGCGAGAGUAUGUCCAUCGAGUGUAUGAGGAGAUUGCUGGGCACUUCAGCAGCACCAGACAUACCCCUUGGCCACACAUCGUGGAGUUUUUGAAGGCUUUGCCAGAUGGUUCAAUAGUGGCUGAUAUUGGAUGUGGAAAUGGAAAGUACCUUGGCAUCAAUAAGGAGUUAUAUAUGGUUGGUUGUGACCGUAGCCAGAAUCUUGUGGACAUUUGUAGAGAAAGACAAUUUCAGGCCUUUGUGUGUGAUGCGCUGGCAGUGCCAGUCCGCAGUGAGUCUUGUGAUGCCUGCAUCUCCAUUGCUGUUAUUCACCAUUUUGCAACAGCAGAACGUAGAGUGUUGGCUCUCCAAGAACUUGUUCGACUCCUGAGACCUGGUGGGAAAGCACUUAUCUACGUCUGGGCAAUGGAACAAGAAUAUAAUAAACAGAAGUCUAAAUAUCUUAAAGGAAACAGAAUUAGCCAAGGAAAGAAAGAGGAAAUAAGCAGUGACGCUUCUGCACAAGGAUUGCUUCUGGAGCAAAUGCCUGACAUGGACCAUCAAGACUCAGCAUCUUCAGUCCCCUCCUUUAGUGACAUUCAGGAGGGAGAAUGUCAUUCAAAGAAAGUUGCUAAUUCUGAGCUGCCUGUUCAUACCAACAGGACUUCUUUUCAUUCUCAAGACGUUCUAGUUCCUUGGCACCUUAAGGGAAGCUCUGGGAAAGACAAACCUGUUGAGUCAUUGGGUCCAUUAGGAUCCUGUGACACCAGUGCUGUGUUUCAUCGUUACUACCAUGUGUUCUGUGAGGGAGAACUGGAAGCUGCCUGCCAGACUUUGAGUAAUGUCAGCAUUCUGCAAAGCUACUAUGAUCAGGGAAACUGGUGUGUGAUUCUUCAAAAGCUCUGAUUUAUUUAAAUGACCAAAUCAUAUAGAAACACAUAGCUUUUUGUUUUUAAAGGAGACUUAAUUAAUUGUACUUCUAAUUAAAGAGAAAAUGUGUGGAAAAGUAACGAAGGAGGAUGCCUGCCACAAGUACGGAAGUAGAAAUUAGGAAACAUUCAGUCUGCUACUGUUGGCUGACUCCUUAGGUGUAGGCCCCUUCUCACCUUACUACUAAUGGUGAUUUUCAAAAUUACUUGAAGUAGUUGGUGAAAUGUUUGGUAUCUUUGGAUAGGAAUACAGCAUUUUGAAGGUAAUCUUUUGUUAUAAAAUGUUACUAAUUAAAUGAUAUCAUGUCAAUUCUUAGUGAAGUGAUUUCACAAUGUUUUAAUAAAAUAUUCCCAAUCAGUAGGAGAUUGUCUGCAAUUUUGUCUGCAUCUUUUUGCUCCAUAAGAUCAUAGAUGUUAACCACUUUAUCACCAAACUUUACGUGACACAGUGGGUGCCCAGUAAAAUUUUAAUCAAUCAAAGGGUGUUUGGCCUAGUGGUGAAGAUGCCAUUUAAGAUGCCUGUAUCACAUACUGGAGUACCUGGGUUUGAUGCUUGGCUCAAACCUUCUUACUCCAACUUUAUGAUAAUGUGGACUUUGGGAGGCUCAAGUAACUGGGUUCUUACCAAUCAUGUGGGAGACCUGAAUUGAGUUCCUGCCAGUUUUGGCCUUGCCUAGCUCUAGCCCUUGUGAGCAUGUGGGGAAUAAACUAGUGGUUGUCAGCCCUCUCAAUUUGUCCAUCUGUCUCCUUCUGUCCUGAUUCUAGAAAAAAUAAUCUUUUAAAAUCAGAUAACACCUAUACUUAGGUACUUCAGUCAACAAAUACUUAUUGAACCUCUACUAUUUACUAAUUACUACUAUUUUAAGUACUGAGAAUGGAGCAGAGAAUAAGAAAGAACAGCUUUAACUUCAUGGAGCUUACUUUCUAGAAGGGGAGACAGAAGAUAUACAAACAAAUAGUUACUACUUGCCAGAUAGUGAUAAAUGCCUUAAAAAAUAUAAAACAAUAGUGGGGUUUCACAUGGGAGGAAAAUAUGAGCAAUCUUAAACAACAAGCACAAAGCUGGAGGUAUCAAAAUACUAGAUUUCAAGACAUACUACAGGGCAUUUAUAAUCAAUACAGCCUGGUUCUGGCACAGAAAUAGACACGUAGACCAGUGGAACAGAAUAGAAUUCCCAUAAGCCAAUCCAAGCAUCUACAGCCAGCUAAUUUUUGACAAAGGAGCUACAGUCAACCCCUGGAGAAAGGACAAACUAUUCAACAAACAGUGCUGGGAAAAUUGGGUUUCUGCAUGUAGAAGUAUGAAACAACACACAUACCUUACACCUUACACAAAAAUCAACUCAAAAUGGAUCAAAGAUCUAAAUCUGUGACCUGAUAACAUCAAACUACUAGAGGAGAAUACUGGGGAAACUCUGCAGGACAUUGGUAUAGACAAAGAUUUCUUGGAAAAGACUCCAGAAGCACAGGCAAUCAAAGCCAAAAUAGACAAAUGAUAUUACAUUAAGCUAAGAAGCUUCUGAACUGCAAAGAACCAUUUAACAAAGUCAAGAGGCUGCCCACAGAAUGGGAGAAAAUAUUUGCAAACUAUACAACUGAUAAAGGAUUAUUAUCUAGAAUCCGAAAAGAGCUCAAGAAACUUAACAGCAAAACAAACAAUCCAGUUAAGAAAUGGGCAAAAGACUUGAACAGACAUUUUUCAAAAGAUGAAAUUCAAAUGUCCAACAGACAUAUGAAAAAAUGCUCAGAAUCAUUAGCCAUCAGAGAAAUGCAAAUCAAAACCAUACUGAGGUUUCACCUCACUCCAGCUAGAAUGGCUGUCAUACAUAAAUCAGCAAACUGAAUACUGGUGAGGAUGUGGGGAAAAUGUCCCCUAAUCCUUGGUUGGUGGGAAUGCAGAUUGGUACAGCCAUUGUAGAAGACAGCAUGGAGAUUCCUCAGAAAGCUGAACACAGAUCUACUAUAUGAUCCAGCCAUCCCACUCCUGGGAAUUUACCCAAGGGAAAUGAAACAAGCAAAGAAAAGAGUUAUCUGUAACCCACCAUGUUUAUUACAGCUCAAUUUGCAGUAGCUAAAAUAUGGAAUCAACCCAAAUGUCCAUUAGCUGAUGACUGGAUAAAGAAAAUAUGGUGUAUAUAUAGACUAUGGAAGAUGACUCAGUCAUAUAAUAGAAUGAAAUCCUGUCUUUAGCAAACUGGGAGCCAUUAUACUUAGUGAAAUAAGCAGGUCCCAAAAAGAUAAAUAUCAUAUGUUUUCCCUGA
This is a messenger RNA of Lepus europaeus (European hare), 4324 nucleotides long. It is a transcript of the gene ALKBH8, whose product is annotated as alkB homolog 8, tRNA methyltransferase. Lineage: Eukaryota; Metazoa; Chordata; Mammalia; Lagomorpha; Leporidae. Gene Ontology annotation, cellular component: cytoplasm; nucleus. Bases 25 to 2040 code for a protein of 671 amino acids. Gene Ontology annotation, biological process: tRNA wobble uridine modification. Gene Ontology annotation, molecular function: tRNA binding; 2-oxoglutarate-dependent dioxygenase activity; S-adenosylmethionine-dependent methyltransferase activity. The record is from RefSeq and is a predicted model, not a curated record. The transcript is spliced from 12 exons.